Messenger RNA from Pyricularia pennisetigena, 1698 nucleotides. RefSeq lists its product as uncharacterized. The transcript has 3 exons. Lineage: Eukaryota; Fungi; Ascomycota; Sordariomycetes; Magnaporthales; Pyriculariaceae. Gene Ontology annotation, molecular function: metal-dependent deubiquitinase activity; K63-linked deubiquitinase activity; protein binding. Gene Ontology annotation, cellular component: endosome; membrane. Bases 1 to 1698 code for a protein of 565 amino acids. Gene Ontology annotation, biological process: protein K63-linked deubiquitination. The record is from RefSeq and is a predicted model, not a curated record.
AUGGAAGCUCGUACAAUGCCGCGUCCGCGCCGGCGGCCAUUGACGAUUGCCGAAAUCGUGGAGCAGGCAGACCAGUUCGACUUUAAUACCAACAUUUCCUUGAAACACUGGGUCGGUGCAGCCGAGACGCUGUACCGGGAGGGCGAGUUCUACAAAGAAGAAGGCAAUUUUGCCAAAGCCUACCUCCUCCUGCUACGCCACUGCUCUCUUGUGCUCAAAAAGUUUCCCGAGCACCCAAUGGCCCACACCCGCGACGGUCGCAAGCUGAUCAAGCCCCUACAAGAACGACUGACCCGCAUCAUCUCGGAGCUGGAAGAUCUUAAGAGGCAUAUUAAUGAGGCGUACAACGAAUGGGAAAGACUGGUUAGGACGGGGCAGAUCGAAGACCGGCCCGUCCCUGAUACUAGGUACGACAAGUAUGCCGCCCAGGACCCGGCGCUGUCAUGGAACAACGCCACCCAGGCCCAGUUGUUGGAUGCUGGGAACAACCAGGAGCUGGCUGUGCGGCUUGCCAAAGAUGACUACAUCCGGCGCGACGCGGCUAGGCGUUCGAUUCGUCAGGCCGGAGUGUCGGAAUAUGAGGAGCAAAUCCGCCGCAGCGGAGGCGUCUGGGAGGACUGGGAUGCACGUAGGGGAAUGGGGCCGCGUAAUAUGGUGGACGAUCGCAAUGACAUACAACGGCAGAUUCAGGAGACACGAAGGAGGCUGGAUAGGCCCAACGACCAAGAUUCGGAAGUCGUCGUACGAGAUUUCAGUCGCAAUGACAGUCGGCCACCAAGCGCAGCUUCAAGGUCAUCAUCACGGCCCCCCAUCCCGAACCCAACCUCACAGCACUACAACUACCCUUCAGUCUCCAGACCGAGACCAUUAAACUAUAACUCAUAUGAGGGAGCACCGGCCCCUUCAAGACCGCCAAAGGAGCAAUAUUCGAGUUCUCAACACCGGCCAUUGGAGCCCGUUCCGCCUCCAAUACCACGGAAGGCUCCUGAAGCAGGACGUGCCCCUCCUACGCUUCCGCCCAAGACUCUGGACCAGCCAGAGGAGAGGAACGUUCAAAAUUCGACAUCGUCUGUUGACCGGGCCGUGAAUGAGCUCUCCAAGCGCAAGAACAUAACGUUCCUACCCGCUGGCUAUACAGAAGCCGGGAAACCUCUGAGACCCAUCUUCGUUCCGCGUUACCUGAAGGACAAAUUCCUCGAAAUCGCGGCCCCGAACACUAGGAAAGGACUAGAACUUUGUGGCGUCAUCUGUGGAAGGCCAAUCAAUAAUGCACUCUUUGUAGCCGCUCUUCUCAUACCGAACCAGAUCUGUACUUCAGACACAUGCGAGACGGAGGACGAGUUCCAGAUUUUUGAGUUUUGCGAGAAGGAAAAUAUGAUCAUAAUUGGUUGGAUACAUACUCAUCCGACGCAGACGUGUUUUAUGAGCUCGAGGGACUUGCACACCCACGCGAGCUAUCAAGCCAUUUCACCCGAGGCGGUGGCAAUUGUCUGCGCACCGAAAUACGGCGAAUUUGGUGUGUUCCGCUUGACGGACCCUCCAGGCCUUCCGCACGUGUUGCGAUGUCCCCACACGAAUACGUUUCAUCAGCACGAACUGCCAGAGAGCGAAAUCUACAAGACUGCUCUGCACCCAGUCAGCCAUGUGUACAUGUCGGAUCAAAUAGAUUUUGAUGUGACGGAUCUGCGGCCGAAGUGA